This is a messenger RNA of Canariomyces notabilis, 2968 nucleotides long. Its product is annotated as GTPase-activating protein GYP7. The transcript is spliced from 3 exons. The record is from RefSeq and is a predicted model, not a curated record. Gene Ontology annotation, biological process: activation of GTPase activity. Gene Ontology annotation, molecular function: GTPase activator activity. Bases 201 to 2774 code for a protein of 857 amino acids. NCBI's taxonomy places the organism in Eukaryota, Fungi, Ascomycota, Sordariomycetes, Sordariales, Chaetomiaceae.
GCUGAUGGUAUCUUGCCGUCAAACCAUGUGUCUCAGAUGCCAAUCCUCAACCCUUGAUUCCCAAAGGCGAAGCUUCCAUAAGCUAGCGACCUAAUCACCUUAGUCAAGGAACCAAGGCCCGUCCGCCUCCGUCGAGUGCGAGAAAGAGAGCACUGAGCGGCGCGGAGAGGUAAUCGUCGAAAAUGACGAGGAUCUUGAAGAUGACGUCGUCAUCAUCCAAUCCACCACCAGCCUCGCAUCAAACAGCAACUAACACUGCAACUCCGGCCCCAUCGUCCCUCCCCUCCCGUUCGGUCCCUCCCCGUCCCGCAUCUCCGGCAGGCAGCUUCUACGCCAUGAGCGACGACGAAGAAGGCGACUAUGACACCAUCACUCAUACCGAGACCGGCCGCGGCGUCAAGCUGCUCUUCUCCAAGUCCAAAGUCUACAUCCACCCGACCCCGUCGGCAAGGGACAACAUACCGGGCUACAUAGCCCUGCUGCAGCAGAAGCAUCCUGUUCCUGCCGACCGGCCUUCCUCUUCGCAGUCCAAGGACCGUCCCUCCCCGGCCGCGUCAGACCUGCUGCUCGCCUGGAUCCCGGAGUCGCAGCUCGGAGACGCGGCGUCCAUCUACGUGAAAGUGGACCUGUGCGACGGCGACUCACCGCCCAAACAGUCGUACCUGGUGCCGCCGCCGCCGACCGUGACGGCGCACCGGGCCUCGGUCGGGCAGUAUGCCUUCGCCAUCCCCGUCAGUUUCGUUUAUAGCCUCCUGGUACGCCCGCCCAGCGUCGGCUGGUGGUACGGCAGCGUCAUCAUCAACUCGCGCGCGGGGGACAGCUUCCCCGCCCUCUUCUUCCACGACAAUGAGUGCCAGAGCACCAUCCUCCAAAAGAAGCGCCGCGCCCGCGAGAGGUUCGACCCCUUUGGCGAGGCCGGCGAGAUGUUUUGGGGCGGGGACGAGGUGUUGCGCUGGUUGAGGAGGUAUGUGGUUGUCGAGCGGAGCUUGGCCGAGCCGAAUGUCUACUUGAUCGAGCCCACCGAGGAGGAUAGUAUGGCGUUUGGGGGAAAAGUCACGGGAGGCGGGAGUACGGCCGCGAGGGGCCGGCCUGGGAGCGGUGGGGGUUGGGGAGUGGCGGGUCCUUCCACGGGCGUCGGAUCGAAUGAGGAUGGUGGGAUGGACCCGUUCAUGAAGUUCGUCAAGGAGACCGGGUGGAAUAUCAUGGAGAAGUUCAGUAAGGUGACAACAUUCACCAGACAAGCUGCGCAGGACGUGCUGGAUAAUCCAAGGAUGCCCCCGCAGGUCAGGAGGCUGCUGAGAAAUCCAGAGGUACAAACGCUACAAGAAGAAUUCGAUAGCGCCAGAAUAUACCUAGCCAGGUGGGCCAUGGGCAUUGCGGAGCAGAGCGAGCGCGACCGGAAUCAGAGGAUAUGGACGGCGCGUGAGGUGUUGGAGCUCGAGGACACUGAUGUGGGCGAGUUUGAGCUGCUCGACAGCACGAGCGGUUUGACGCUGGAACAGAUGAGGAAGCCAGUCACCCUCAAAGAGUGGAAGAGCUUUUUUGAUCCCCGGACGGGACGACUGUCUGUUACCGUUGACGAGGUCAAGGAGCGCGUCUUCCACGGCGGCCUCGAUCCCGAAGACGGGGUGCGGAAGGAGGCAUGGCUGUUCCUCCUUGGGGUCUACGAAUGGUACAGCACGAGCGACGAGCGAAAAGCUCAGGCGGCGUCACUGAGGGAUGCUUACAUCAAGCUCAAGGGGGCUUGGUGGGAGCGCCAAAUCGACAAGGGCGGUGAUGGUGAAGAAGGCGAGUGGUGGCGGGAGCAAAGGGGGAGGAUAGAGAAGGACGUCCACCGUACGGACAGAAAUGUUCCGAUCUUCGCUGGCGAAGACAUCCCCCAUCCCGACCCGGACUCACCCUUCGCCAGUGUGGGCACCAACGUGCAUAUGGAGCAGCUGAAGGACAUGCUGCUUACCUAUAACGAGUUCAACCGGGACUUGGGCUACGUGCAGGGAAUGUCCGACCUCCUAGCGCCCAUCUACGCGGUCCUCCAAGACGAUGCCAUAGCUUUUUGGGCUUUCAAGAACUUCAUGGACCGGAUGGAGCGCAACUUUCUUCGCGACCAGUCUGGCAUGCGCACGCAGCUGCGCACCCUCGACCACCUCGUGCAGUUCAUGGACCCCAAGCUGUACGCCCACCUCGAGUCGGCCGACAGCACAAACUUCUUCUUCUUCUUCCGCAUGUUGCUGGUGUGGUACAAGCGCGAGUUCGGCUGGAUGGACGUGCUUCAUCUCUGGGAGGUGCUUUGGACCGAUUAUCUGAGCAGCAGCUUUCACUUGUUUGUGGCGCUCGCCAUCCUCGAGAAGCAUAGGGAUGUGAUCAUGACGCAUCUGAAACACUUCGACGAGGUGCUGAAAUACGUGAAUGAACUGUCAGGCACGAUCGACCUGGACUCGACGCUCAUUCGCGCCGAGGCCCUUUUCAAGCGCUUCCAGCGCCUUGUGGACGCUGUCGAUAAGAGGGGCCAUUUCCCUACUCCCAGGCCGCGUCUGAGCCCGAGCCCAGGGUCAAAUUCUUCUACGGCUACAGUCCCGACUUCACCGCGAGGAGAAAGUGGGAAUGCGGGCAAAGCUCCUGCACAGCCGCAGCAGUCUCCGGAGCAGCAACAGCAACAGCGCGAGAGGGUGAUUACACCUGAGCUUAGACGGUUGCUUACCCGGCAAGUGGAGGUAUUGCCGAGGAAGGAGGUUGCUAAGAAAGGGGACGGUUUGGCAGGUACCCGGGGGAAAUGAUUACCUUUAACCUGACUUCAUCCAUGUACAGUUCGGUGUAGUUGUGUCUUGCUUUUUGGUAUGCAGAGUGAGGUCACCAAGGGCAUGGAGGCCUGGAAGCAGAUAUAACCUGAAAUCGGAAUUGUGAGCAUACUGUGGAAUUGUCAUGGCAUUAGCAAUGUACUAUUCAAAACUUGACUGCCGUUUAGUUACGC